Messenger RNA from Salvelinus sp. IW2-2015, 780 nucleotides. RefSeq names its product protein polybromo-1-like. The record is from RefSeq and is a predicted model, not a curated record. Gene Ontology annotation, cellular component: SWI/SNF complex; RSC-type complex. Gene Ontology annotation, molecular function: chromatin binding. Gene Ontology annotation, biological process: chromatin remodeling; transcription elongation by RNA polymerase II. Lineage: Eukaryota; Metazoa; Chordata; Actinopteri; Salmoniformes; Salmonidae.
CCAGGAUGUUCUACAAGAGAGAGGUGUUCCUCAGCAACGUGGAGGAGGCCUGCCCCAUGACCUGCGUCAUAGGUAAAUGUGUGGUGUCGUCCUUUAAGGACUACCUUUCGUGUCGGCCCACUGAGGUGUCUGAGGAGGACGUGUUUCUGUGUGAGAGCCGUUACAUUGAGAGUGAGAAGCAGAUGAAGAAGUUUAAGGGCCUGAAGCGCUUCUCCCUCCACGCUAAGGUGGUGGACGACGAGGUCUACUACUUCAGGAAGUUGAUAGUGCCCCAGAAGGAGCCAUCUCCUCUGCUGAAUAAGAAGAUUGAGGAACUGGAGCUGAAACUGGCAGACAUGGAUGAGGGGGAUGAGGAUCUGGAUGACCUGGAGGAUGAGAGCGAGGCUCCAGAGACCCCCUCCAUGCCCACCAUUCAGACCCCUCUGGCAAGCGAUUUGGACAUCAUGCCUUACACCCCUCCUCCCCAGGUCUUACAAACACCCACACGCACUGAAUGCCCAACUGUUGUACCCUUCCACACACACACGCCUCUCCUCGCCCCAAAUAUCUUAUCCCUUCCUCAUAUACAGCCACUCACACACCCUUGGCCCAAUGUCUUACUUUUAUCCAAGCAUCCAGUUCGUAUGCCUACUCCCACCUAAUCCCUCCAUUCAGCCAGUCAUGCAUCACACAUAGCUCUAUGCAGAUUUUACACCCAUUGCCAUCAUUACCCCAAGAUCUUAAAACUUCUACUAAGCUAACAUAUGGAAUUGUUUUAAGAUGGUGAUACAAAGGAUAAUU